This is a messenger RNA of Actinia tenebrosa (Australian red waratah sea anemone), 1660 nucleotides long. Its product is annotated as 40-kDa huntingtin-associated protein. Gene Ontology annotation, biological process: vesicle cytoskeletal trafficking. NCBI's taxonomy places the organism in Eukaryota, Metazoa, Cnidaria, Anthozoa, Actiniaria, Actiniidae. Gene Ontology annotation, cellular component: early endosome. The record is from RefSeq and is a predicted model, not a curated record. Gene Ontology annotation, molecular function: protein binding.
GGAAGUCUUUUCUGAAUCAAAUCUAACAAACGAAAAUCUAAAUUACUCUAURUAGAUCAUGAUUUGAUCCCUAUUAUCAAAUGGAUCGUAAUUUCGACGUCCUUGGUCAGUAUCGUUCAGUUACUGCUAAACUAAAACGUAGAUUCUUAAAGAAACCCAAUGUUUCUGAAGCAAGUGGACAGUUUGGGACUUUAUCCAAGGAACUCAAACGAGAAGACUGCCCUCAAUAUGCUGGCUUCUGCUGUCUUGCCAAAGCAAGAUGUGAAAACACGCUUUCAAAUUCAGUUGGUGAGGUAGAAGCCCUUACAGAAGCGGCUAGAUUGUUUCUACAAGCAGAGCAGGAAAACUUAGAACUUGGAUGUCCUGCAUUUGAGGAACAUUUGACUGAGGCAAUCCAUGUUUAUAACCAAGCUAUCAAAGUACAUUGUUCUCAGGGAAAUUCAGCUCUUGGGGCUUGUUUGUGUCUCGAGUUGGCAGAUAUGUUGAGGCGUAUGAACAGACCUACUGAGGCGAUGGUGCAGUAUCAUCAUGCAGCUGAGCUACAGCAUCAGACACCUCUGGAUGCUUUGUACUCCAUGGGACAUGCUGCAUCUUGYAAGAUUGAUUYAGGUGACUUUGAUGGUGCACUGUCCAUUUUUACUGAAAUGGCUUACUAUGCUACAGAGAGAGGAUCCUUUGAAGGUGAUGCUGGUCAUUCAAUAUACAGUUCAUACAAGGACAUAAUCACUAAGUGUGAAAUCAACAGAGUGCUUCUACUAAUGCUUCUUCAACCGAGCCCUCAAAAGAUACRGCCAGAGCAUGCUCAGACUUUAGAAAAAUACCUUUGGGAUAAUGAAACAGAAGGCAGUCCAGUUCCCUGGAUCAGCGAGGAAUUGUUCAUUUUGAUGCAGUCUUUAGUGAUGAGCUGCCAGGCAAGAGAUUUCCAGGAAUUGGCAGAUCUGGAAAAAGACUUGUGGAAGUUCCUGGACAAUGAACAGAAACACUUGCUUCACUUAGUGGUGUCUUCCAUAUCAAAAUCUGCUGACUAGCCAACUUGCAGGAAAAGAGAGUGUGGUACUUACAGACAUUAAUCCUCUGUUGGAGUACUGUAUAGAGGGAAGCAGAAAAAAAGGCUGGAUCUAUAUUCCCUGUGCAUGCAGUCAAUAUAURCACUUUCAAUUGAAGUUUACUGUGAAUCCCCUCAGCCCUUCUCCCAAUAACACAUUGAAURGAAUAAAUGUUUUGGAACAUACCAUUUAAUUUGUGCAUCUUGCAUCUCUGCUCAAUCAUCAAAUCCCUUCUCAUCCCAUUUCCUCCCAUCCCUUUUGGCAUGUGUUUGCAAAGCAUUAGUUAGAAGACUUUAGCAAAGUUGGAUAUAAAAGUGACCAAUAUAAUUGUAUUUCAUGAUAUCCAUGAUAUAUGUGACCUAAUAAAAUCCUGAAUUAGAACAAUGUCUUUCAUAAUCUUGACCAACAUAACAAAAAUAAAAAGAAACAUAUCAGGGUUUUAUUUUAAAAAAAAUUCAGAGCAGGAAAGGCUGCAAAUGGAUGGUUAAAAAAAUCAAGAAGACUAUUGUUGGUGGAUUUGUUUGCCUAUGGCUGCUAAAAUACUGUAGUUUGUGACUGGGRUCUGAGACUUUAAUAAAGCAGAACAAUAUUGGCCCAAAAAUGGGGAAACCCUA